Molecule: messenger RNA, 2180 nt
Organism: Vanrija pseudolonga
Lineage: Eukaryota; Fungi; Basidiomycota; Tremellomycetes; Trichosporonales; Trichosporonaceae
Gene: GTPBP1
Product: GTP-binding protein 1
Exons: 4
Coding region: 228-2057 (609 amino acids)
Biological process (GO): translational elongation
Molecular function (GO): translation elongation factor activity; GTP binding; GTPase activity
Source: RefSeq, a predicted model, not a curated record
GUUACUACUACCACCACCCACCCCUCCUUCUCCGUCCCCUUCUCGGCCUACAAAUACUGGCGCCUGCCUCAAGGUCGCCACUCACCAACCUGCAUCCCCUUCGCCUCUCCCCCCUCUCUCCAACCCCACGCGCCCUAGCACGGGCUGCGACUCAACACUCGCGACACGUUCGCCGCUCACCACCGCCACCCCACCACUCGAGGCCGUUAGAUGGCCCAUUGCCCGCAAUGACCACGUUGCGCUCCUUCCAAGCUGAAAUAGCAAACUUCUCCCACGAGAAGCAGAUUCAAUCAAUACAGGCCGCGCGCGACGCCCACGCCGCUGCCGAGCAGGCGAAGCACCACAAGCCCAAGCCUGCCCCACAGCCACAACAACAGCCAGCUCCCACCUCGCCCAUAGCCACUGGCCAGGUGCUCGUCGAGUCCGAGGUCGUCGAGGAGCCGGAAGUCCCAAUAGCGGACCUCCUGAUCAACGCUGAGGACGAUGCCUUGCAAGCGCGCCUCGCGUCGUCGCUGCUUCGCAGACGCGGCGAGAUAAUCGUCUCGCUCGGCCUGCACCCCGACGACGGGCACGGCGCGUUCGGCGACGCGAUCACCUCGGCGCAGCUUGACACGGCCAUUGCGCGUCUUACCAAGACGUGCGAGGCCCUCAAGGCUGAUGUCACCGAGCUCUAUCGCGAGAAGGCGAUCGGGGGCGCCGACAGCCCCUACGGGUGCUGGCUCGUGCGCCUCCGUCCAGCUGGCAUGGAGGAGGUGAUGGAGGUGCGCGUCGCCGUCGUUGGCAAUGUCGACGCGGGCAAGAGCACCACGCUUGGAGUGCUGACCCGCGGCGGGCUCGAUGACGGACGCGGCAAGGCGCGAAUCGCCCUUUUCCGUCACCCCCACGAGGUGGAGACGGGCCGUACGUCGUCGGUCGGCGGAGAGAUUCUCGGCUUCACGACAAAGGGCCAGCCCAUCUUCCCCGAGCAUAUCUCGGACGUCGGCACCGCCAAGCGCGAGAAGCUUACGUGGGAGGAGAUCUGCAAGCGCGCUUCCAAGGUGGUGUCGUUUAUCGACCUGGCCGGGCACGAGCGCUACUUCAAGACGACGCUCUACGGACUUUCGGGCUGUGCUCCCGACUACGUCAUGCUUAUGGUUGGUGGCAACGCCGGCCUUAUCGGCAUGUCCAAGGAGCACCUCGGUGUCGCUCUGGCGCUUAACGUGCCGAUCGCCGUCUGUGUGACCAAGAUCGACAUGACGCCGCCCAACAUUCUCGAGCAGACCAUCAACAUGUUGGUCAAGGUGCUCAAGAGCCCUGGGUGCAGGCGCGCGCCGUUCUUUGUCGAGAACCCAAGGCAAGCAGUUGAUGCUGCGCGCCGGUUGGCCAACCCCAACGCGACUGGCCCCAAGCUGUGCCCCAUCUUCAUGGUGUCGAAUGUGACUGGUCACAACCUUCCCAACCUGCGCACCUUCCUCGACUGCCUGCCCUCGUCGCAGAUGGACGAGAAGUACGUCGCCGACGCGCCGUUCGAGUUUCAGGUCAGCGACGUCUUCUCGGUGCCCUUUGUCGGUACCGUUGUCAGCGGUGUCGCAACCGCCGGCACGGUCAAGCCCAACGACCAGGUGCUGCUUGGCCCCGACUCGCUCGGCCACUUCAUCCCGACCGUGGUCAAGACGAUUGAGCGCAAGCGUGCAAGGGUGGACUCGGCCGAGGCGGGGCAGAGCGUCGCGCUCGCGCUGAAGCGGAUACGCCGACCCCAGGUCCGUAAGGGCAUGGUGCUUGUGGCCAAGAGCGACACUCCGCCCAAGGCGGUGAUGCGCUUCGAGGGUAUGGUCAUGGUGCUGCACCACUCGAGCACAAUACAGCCCAAGUACACCGCCAUGCUACACUGCGGCCCAAUCCGCCAGACGGUGCGCAUCGUUUCGCUCGACCACCCCUCUGGCCUGAUCCGCACGGGUGACCGCUCCAAGGUGGUGUUCGAGUUCAUCAGCCACGCCGAGUACGUCAAGGAGGGGCAGCUGAUCCUGCUCCGUGAGGCCAAGACCAAGGUGCUUGGCGUUGUAACAAAGGUGCUGUGAGCGAGGGGAGUUGUCAUCGACGUCGCGCGGGAACGCGUCCACAAACAUGUGUCAUCAAAGCCGAGGCUAAGCUUCCGUCUUGUGUAGUUGUGCCCUUUUUUCUUUCUUUGCUCGUCCUGCAGA